Molecule: messenger RNA, 2765 nt
Organism: Hirundo rustica (Barn swallow)
Lineage: Eukaryota; Metazoa; Chordata; Aves; Passeriformes; Hirundinidae
Gene: TMED10
Product: transmembrane p24 trafficking protein 10
Exons: 5
Coding region: 50-721 (223 amino acids)
Biological process (GO): endoplasmic reticulum to Golgi vesicle-mediated transport; Golgi organization; intracellular protein transport
Cellular component (GO): Golgi apparatus; COPI-coated vesicle; endoplasmic reticulum-Golgi intermediate compartment
Source: RefSeq, a predicted model, not a curated record
UGCGGCGGAGGCAGGCCCGGCCCGGCCCGCCGCACUCGGAGCCGCCGCCAUGCCGCUGCCGCCGCUGCCCGGCCGCCCCCGCCUCGGGCGGGCCCCGCUCCUGCCGCUGCUCCUGCUGCUCUUGCUGGCGGGCCCGGCGCGGCCCAUCUCCUUCCAGCUGCCGGGCAAGGCGCGGAAGUGCCUGCGGGAGGAGAUCCACCGCGACACGCUGGUCACGGGCGAGUACGAGAUCGACGCCCCGCCGGGCUCCUCCACCGGACCCUCCGCCAACCUCAAGAUAACUGACUCGGCUGGACACAUCCUUUAUGCCAAGGAGGAUGCCACUAAGGGCAAGUUCGCCUUCACCACUGAAGACUAUGAUAUGUUUGAGGCCUGCUUUGAGAGCAAGCUUCCUGUGGGAACAGGGAGGAUGCCGGACCAGCUCGUGACUCUGGAUAUGAAGCAUGGCGUUGAAGCAAAGAACUACGAGGAGAUUGCUAAAGUGGAGAAGUUGAAACCCCUGGAAGUAGAAUUGAGGCGCUUGGAAGAUCUUUCAGAGUCUAUCGUUAACGACUUUGCCUAUAUGAAGAAACGAGAAGAGGAGAUGAGGGAUACAAAUGAGUCAACAAACACCCGGGUUCUGUACUUCAGCAUUUUCUCCAUGUGCUGUCUCAUCGGACUGGCCACCUGGCAGGUUUUCUAUCUGCGUCGCUUCUUCAAGGCCAAGAAGCUGAUUGAGUAAAGGAGCAAAUCUUCUUCCCCCUCCUCUCAAACCCAGCUGGACACCGCUGGGACCUAGCCAUGGCCUCCUGGAGCCAUCUUACAGAUGAUACCCACUGACUGGAGCUUUUCUGGAGGAACUUGGACCCUAAAGGGGGAGGAGAGCCUGAACAUUGGAGGCAAUGGGGAGACUUGUGAAAUCCUCUUGGAUGUUGGGGGUGGGGGAGGUCAUAAUGGGUUUGGGUACUCCUGGGGCAGUGAUUAAUAAAAAAAAAGAUGUUUCCAUGACAGCUGCAGCAAGUUUUUUGCGCUGUCUGUUCUCCUUUUAUAAUCAUGGCUUGAUGAUGUCUCCCAUCUGUCUGUGACUGCAGUGUUACUCAGAACCACCUGACCCUGCUGUGCUCUUUAGGUGGCAGUGCAAAGCGAUAGGAUUCAUUAUUCCAGCAGGGCCUGAGAAGAGAGGGUCUUCCAAGGUUUGGUCCCUGUGGUGGACCUCUGUGUUUCUCCCUGUGGGAGCUGGUGUCUUUGUGCUGACAGGUCAGAGCACUUGAGCAUAGGGUGAUUCAGCCUGGAGAAAAGGGAGCCUUCUAAGGCAGGCUUGGAAGUGUGUUUGAGCUUGGAAAGAAGCCUGCUUUGCUCAAAUAAGCUAUCCAGCCUUGGUCCCACCCUUCCCCCACGUUUGUCUUGGUAUUGCCUCUCUUGUUUUGGAAUGGUGCAGCAGCUUUCCUGAAAACCUUGGUCAGGAACAGCCUUUUGUGCAGGAGGCCUCGGUCAGAUACAGUCACAGAGCAGAUGGGAGCAGAUCAUGCUAGGAAACUUGGUGUUAUAUUGAGCAGGAGACUUCUCAUCUUUCCAGGCAGCUGGCUGAAUGCCAUUUUAUGAGACCUCAAAGCAAGGUGAGCUGAUGCUCAUGUGAGCCAUGAGGGCCUGUACCCUGCAUUGAGGUCUGAGGGUACAACAGUUCUGUGCACGGUAGCAGAGCAGUUGGAAAAAUGUGGAUGAACUGAAAAAAGGCAGUACAGGGUGGGAAUAGGCUAAUUCUGCAUCUGAGGGGACAGUCUGAACUGUGCCCUCAACAGAGCUCAUAUUUUCCUGUGCAGUACUAGAUAGCAAGAGCCAGCAGCUUCUCACCAUUUCUCAGCUGUCCAGAUGGUACUAUGUUAAACAAACCAGGCUGAGAAAAAGCAGGCAGGUUAACUUCCUGGACUUGCUGCAGUUUUAAGGCAGUGAUUACAAUUCUUUCAUCGUCUCUGCAUUCCUUCAGAGCAAGUGGUUCAGCUGCAAAGCAUUCUGGUGUCCUGUGUCUAGAUACUUCUGGGUAGAGAUGGGGUUGUCAUGGCCCUGGGUCCAGCCUAGCAGUUUUGAAAAAGCAUAAUUCUAUAAUUUCUGACCUGAGUCUGAUCUAUUACUAGGAAGGAAACAGUUGUCCAGGGUGAGGCAAUAGAAAAGAGGAUGUACAGAUGAUCUCCUAUCAUCUAAAUACAUUAGUUCUUUGCCGUUCCCAAGUUCCUGGAAUUGUUAGUUCCACUGCAAGUACUUUGAUUGCUUUUAAUUUGUUUGUUUUUUGAUAAAGCCAUAUUAGGAUCCUAAGUCCACUCCUCUGCCCUUGCAUCCAUUUUAUCCUUGUAUGUUUUUGAAAGCUGUUACAGUGCAGAACAGCAGCAGUGCCACAGGACUGAAUUACAGAAGUCAUUUGAAGGUGGUUUUAGGUCCUACAGUUUGAAGCCUGUAGAUCUAUUAAGGUUUUGCUUUUGUUUUUAUAUAACUUGAGAAGACGGUACAAGAAAGGGGCUUUUCCAGUCUUGUCUGUUUUGAUACCCUCUCCCCAUCCUUAUCGUAAGUACAAAGUACAAAGUUACCGUAACAAUGAUGGUUAGGCCUUAAGUUCCCCAGGUGACUGUUACACUCUCAUUGUUCUGGCGUUAUGUUUUGAUCUUCACUGUGCUGGUGUAGUUACUGGGGAGCAGGUGUGGGGCACUGGUGUGGAUUUACCUGUAAUGACUGGUUGGGGGACUUUUGUCAGCUUUCUGAAAUAAAAAUUUUUGGGAGAAAAACAACCCACCUCA